Propithecus coquereli (Coquerel's sifaka) is the source of this 561-nucleotide messenger RNA. Its product is annotated as PAB-dependent poly(A)-specific ribonuclease subunit PAN3-like. The record is from RefSeq and is a predicted model, not a curated record. The transcript is spliced from 4 exons. NCBI's taxonomy places the organism in Eukaryota, Metazoa, Chordata, Mammalia, Primates, Indriidae. Gene Ontology annotation, molecular function: metal ion binding. The annotation marks the transcript as partial.
UGCCGCUACUACGCCAAGGAUAAGACUUGCUUCUACGGGGAGGAGUGUCAGUUCCUGCAUGAGGACCCGGCCGCCGGGGCUGCCCCGGGCCUCGGCCUCCAUAGCAACAGCGUCCCCCUGGCUCUGGCGGGUGCGCCCGUGGCCGGCUUUCCGCCGGGAGCGGUGCCUGGCGGGGGAGCGGGGCCGCCCCCCGGGCCCAAGAAGCCAGACCUGGGGGGCCCGGGGGCAGGAGCUGCAGCCGGCGGAGGCAGCAGCGGGGGACUCGAUGGACCGCGGCUGGCAAUUCCAGGAAUGGAUGGAGGUGCUUUAACUGACGCGAGUCUUACAGAUUCCUAUUUCAGCACCAGCUUUAUUGGAGUCAAUGGAUUUGGAAGCCCUGUAGAAACAAAGUAUCCCUUGAUGCAGAGAAUGACUAAUAGUAACAGCUCCCCAAGCCUUCUAAAUGACAGUGCCAAGCCAUAUACCGGCCAUGCUGGCUUAUCUGAGUCCUUGAAAUCUGCCCUGCAAGAGUCGGGGCAGAGAGCUGCAGCAGAGAGUUUGUACCCCUACUGCCCACUUUAG